This is a messenger RNA of Colletotrichum higginsianum IMI 349063, 1116 nucleotides long. Its product is annotated as D-isomer specific 2-hydroxyacid dehydrogenase. The record is from RefSeq and is a predicted model, not a curated record. Lineage: Eukaryota; Fungi; Ascomycota; Sordariomycetes; Glomerellales; Glomerellaceae. Gene Ontology annotation, molecular function: glyoxylate reductase (NADPH) activity; NAD binding; hydroxypyruvate reductase [NAD(P)H] activity. Bases 1 to 1116 code for a protein of 371 amino acids. Gene Ontology annotation, cellular component: cytosol. The transcript has a single exon.
AUGGGCAAGCCAAUCGUCCUCCAGCUCGGCGACGACAUCAAAUGGAACCAUGACCUCUACAAGGACUUCACCUCCAGGUUCGAGAUCCGCCGGUCGUACAGCAUGCCGCGCGCCGAAUUCAUCCAGGCACUCAAGGACAAGAAGUUCGGCGACUUCUUCGCCAUCUACCGCCCGUUCUGGAACACGGGCGGCGAGAUGGGCAACUGGGACAAGGAGCUGAUCUCGCUUCUCCCUUCGUCAUGCAAAGUCUACGCCAGCGCUGGAGCCGGCUUCGACUGGGUCGACACGGAGACUCUCGCGAGCCGGGGUGAGUCGCCCCCCAUCUUGCUACUUACUGUUGACCGGACGCGAGACAUCAGACAUGCUGACAGCCAUCUCCAUCCAGGAAUCGUCUACUGCAACGCCGCCGCCGCGUGCACCGAAUCUGUCGCCGACGGCGCAAUCUGGCUCAUCCUCUCGACCUUCCGCCUCUUCUCGUGGUCCUCCGCCGCCGCCCGCUCCGGCGACCCGGACCAGUUCGUCGACGCCAACAAGAACCUCGGCGCCGUCUCCCGGAACCCCAACGGCUUCACCCUCGGCAUCAUCGGCUUCGGCCGCAUCGGCCGCCGCAUCGCCGAGAAGGCGCACCGCUCCUUCGACAUGAAGAUCCUCUACAACGACGUCGCGCGCAUGCCCGCCGAGGCCGAGAAGGGCUCGGACGCCACCUUCUACGGCGACAUGAGCGACCUGCUGGCCGCCGCCGACUGCGUCAUCGUGGCGACGCCCUUCGCCGGCAAGACGCUCCUCGACGCCGCGGCGAUCGGCAAGAUGAAGAAGGGCGCCAGGCUCAUCAACAUCGCGCGCGGGAAGCUCGUCGAGGAGGAGCCCCUCGUCGCGGCGCUGAAGAGCGGCCACCUCUCGGCCGCCGGCCUCGACGUCCACUACAACGAGCCCCACGUCAACAAGGAGCUGAUCAAGAUGAGGAACGUCGAGGUCCUCUCGCACAACGCCGGCGCCUCGCUGGACGCCCACAUGGGCUUCGAGAAGCUGGGCAUGCAGAACAUCAUUUCCUUCGCCGAGACGGGCAAGGCCGUCACGCCCGUCAAUGCCCACCUGAUUACCAAGAGCCGCUUGUGA